Molecule: messenger RNA, 1586 nt
Organism: Paramacrobiotus metropolitanus
Lineage: Eukaryota; Metazoa; Tardigrada; Eutardigrada; Parachela; Macrobiotidae
Product: 7-methylguanosine phosphate-specific 5'-nucleotidase A-like
Exons: 10
Coding region: 211-1242 (343 amino acids)
Cellular component (GO): cytoplasm
Molecular function (GO): magnesium ion binding; 5'-nucleotidase activity
Source: RefSeq, a predicted model, not a curated record
UCUGCUCUCUGUAAAAUCUGUUCCAUUUACUUGGUUUUUUUCUUCUUUUUCAGUCGACUUAAAGUGAGUAAGUCCUGAUCGGAGCGCACAGUCUGAGCGGUAGAGGUCCAUCCUUGUAUUUGAGGGGCUUUGGCUCCGACUCGGCUGUGAGCGUAUGGCCAACUUAGUUGUACGGCUGCAUUGCUUUCUGGAACUAUACGUACAUGUGCCAUGGCUGCCGCGUUGACGCCUGAAGUCGCCGCUGCUCAUCCGGUGACGAACUGCGAUCCGCCAGUGGAGAAGCUGCCUCUGCCGCGACCCAUUCUCAUGGGAGGCGAGGAGAAAAUGCGGGCGGCUGUCAAGAACGCUAGCCUACCUGCACAACUGAAAGAAGCGCUGUGCGCGGAAGGCGUGCACAUGGCGGAGCCCGAGCACGUGCUGGGAAUUCUGCAGAAGAUGGUCCGCGACGGGCUGGACCGGUUCCAGGUGGUGACGGAUUUCGAUCAGACGCUGACACGUUUCCAUCGCGAUGGACAGUUCUCGCAUUCGUGCUACAGCAUCAUCAGCCGAAGCCCACGGACAUCUGACCAGUUUCGUUCAGACUCGCUGAAACUGCACGAUCAUUACGUGGAAAUUGAGCUCGAUCCCACCGUUCCUUUCGAGAAGAAAAUCCCCCACAUGGAGGAAUGGUGGCUGAAGCAGCAUGAUCUCUUUCUGCAGCUGGGAUUUCAGGAGAGCUGGAUUAAAGAAAUGGUCCGGGAAUCCACAGUCGAAUUUCGUGACCGGACGGAUGAAUUUUUCCAGAAGCUUGAUAACUUUCGAGUGCCCUUGCUGAUCUAUUCUGCUGGCAUUGAUAAUCUGAUCUCCGGUGUUCUGAGUGAGCGCUCCAAUAUAAAGUCAACAUCACUGGAGCCGUUGAUCGUGGCGAAUUCAAUGGUUUUCGAUGAAAAGGGUCUGUUGAAAGGAUUCCGGGAGGAACUGAUCCACUCGUUCAAUAAGAAUGAAAUCUUUCCUCACCAUCGUGACUAUUUCGAAAAACAUUCAUCCCGUCGUAAUGUGUUGCUGAUGGGCGACAUGAUCGGUGAUCUGGCCAUGGCUGAUGGAAUGCGCGCCAAGGAAAAUGUUAUUACUAUUGGCUUUCUCAAUACGAAGAUCCACAGCUCUUUUAGCCUUUAUUCUUCGAGCUUCGAUAUUGUCCUAAUUGACGAUCAAUCCUUGAACCUUCCGAUCGCGAUUGUGGAUGCAAUUGGAUCGUCGCGCUAACAAUACGUUGGAUUGUUUUUGUUAAUUUUUUUUGUUUCGAGAGUCCCCUGGAUGGAAGCCCUCGUACGAGUAGUUGUGAAGUGAAGCAGGACAUUUCGGUAUAAGCUACCCAGUGAUCUGCUGUGCUGGUGCUUGUUGUUCUUCAGCAUUUGUUUCUUUUCCUGAUCUUGAACGGCACAAUACAUUAAGAAACUGGGGAAUGCAUCUGCCGAUCCUCGCAAUACGCGAUAAUAUGGUCAUAGGUCAUACUCGAUCCGGUAGAAUCUGUUGUGGACGAGGUUACUAUCUUUUAUUGCCUUUCGAAUUUUGUGCGGUACGUAAAGAAAUAAAGAAACGGAAAACUA